AUGCCUCCAAAGGGUGACGGUCGUCGUAAAUCUGGCGGCAAGCCAGCCCUGUUGGUCACACUCAAAAUCACUGCGUCUAGAUUACGCGAAGUGAUGCACGCCGAGUCUCCCGAUGCUGAGUCGCCCGUCCGAAAAGAGUCCUCCGAGCCGAAAGACUCUGGCGCCUCGCCCGCUCUGUCUGCCCAAUUUGCCGUGUCUGGCGUGUCAAAUGGCGACAAUGCUUCUGAUUCCAACACUGCGACGCCGGCAGCCGAGGGAACUCCUGCCCCUUCGUCAGUGGCACCUCCAACAGAUGGCCGAAAGAAAGGUGCAAAGAGGUCUGCAGCUACUAUAGAUGGGCUGCCAAAGCCACGUGGGAAACCUGGCCCCAAAAAGAAGCCCAGAUUAGAGGAUGGCACAAUCGACCACGCCGCUGUCGCUAGGAUGCAAGCAGCCAAACUUGGCCCAAAGGCCAACCAGGGGGCCAUCAAUGCCGGCCUUCGCGCGCUGGACCGAUCUGGAAAGCCUUGUCGCAAGUGGGCUCGAGGUGGCUUCAAGCUGAAAAGUUUUACCGGCGUAGUCUGGGAAAUUCCUCGCUGGACUGCUCCAGCGGCAAAGAAGUCUGGCGAAGAUGACAACGACGAGUCCGGCGUUGCCUCGGCUUCUGCUGACAAUAGCAGCGGCAAGGAGAAUAAGGUCAAUGGCCAAGAAGAAAACAGUGCCAAUAAUAGCAACGCUGGAGGAGACGUCGAGAUGAACAGCGUUCCCAGCAUCAACGCUUCCUCACCGGCUCCCAUUGCACUCACUGCUGCAUCUUAG
This is a messenger RNA of Metarhizium album ARSEF 1941, 798 nucleotides long. Its product is annotated as DUF1711 domain protein. Gene Ontology annotation, biological process: chromatin remodeling. Gene Ontology annotation, cellular component: Ino80 complex. The record is from RefSeq and is a predicted model, not a curated record. The transcript is spliced from 2 exons. The coding region runs from base 1 to 798 and encodes 265 amino acids. NCBI's taxonomy places the organism in Eukaryota, Fungi, Ascomycota, Sordariomycetes, Hypocreales, Clavicipitaceae.